Camelina sativa (false flax) is the source of this 3040-nucleotide messenger RNA. RefSeq names its product putative potassium channel AKT5. Gene Ontology annotation, biological process: potassium ion transport; transmembrane transport. Gene Ontology annotation, cellular component: membrane. NCBI's taxonomy places the organism in Eukaryota, Viridiplantae, Streptophyta, Magnoliopsida, Brassicales, Brassicaceae. Gene Ontology annotation, molecular function: protein binding; voltage-gated potassium channel activity. The record is from RefSeq and is a predicted model, not a curated record.
GAAAGAGAAAUCACACACACGUACCAGGUUUAGGAGAAAACCGAAUUGGUGAGCGGAGGCGAGGGAGAGUACUAUAGAGACCAGCCCAUGUGUACGCGCUUCUUCUCUCAACAAUAAAUUGCUUUUAUCCACUUAGGUCACAGAGAGAGAGAGAGAGAGAGAGUUGAAUCUUCCUGCAUCGAUCGGUAUGGAGAAGGAUAAGAAGAAGAAUAAGAAGAUGGAGUGGUUUUGGCCGGAGAAGAACAACGGUGGAGUUAUUUUGGAGACGGAGGAUGUGGCGGCUGAACAUUUAUCUAGAGAAGGGACAAUGAGUCAUUACAGUUUCAGCAAAGGUCUUCUUCCGCCGCUUGGAGUCGGAGCCGCCGGUCGUUCUAGCCCUCACAUUAAGCUUCGUUGCUUCAUCGUCUCUCCCUUCGAUCCUCGUUACAGAGCGUGGGAUUGGUUUCUAGUGGUUUUGGUGCUAUACACAGCAUGGGCUUCACCUUUUGAGUUUGGGUUCAUGCAAACACCAAGAGCACCUCUCAGUAUUCUUGAUAACAUUGUCAACGGGUUUUUCGCUGUUGAUAUUGUUCUGUCAUUCUUUGUUGCCUUCUUAGACAAGGCAACUUAUCUCCUUGUCGAUGAUCCCAAGAGAAUAGCUUGGAGAUAUGCCUCCACUUGGCUUAUUUUUGACAUCGUAUCUACAGUUCCUUAUGAACUUGUUGCCAGCUUAUUGCAUAAGACUAUUCAAGGAUAUGGGAUUUACAGUAUGCUGCGUCUAUGGCGUAUCCGCAGGGUCAGUAAAUGUUUUGCAAGAUUGGAGAAAGAUCCGAAAUACAGCUACUUCUGGAUUCGAUGCACGAAAAUUUACCUUGCUGCUCUCUUUGUGGUUCACUGUGGCGCCUGCUUCUUGUAUUCUAUUGCUGCACAUUACCCAGAUCCCACAAUGACAUUUAUGGCACUUGCUGAGGAAAAUUGGACAAAGAAAAAUGUGCUUAUCCGGUAUGUUACAUCAAUGUAUUGGUCCAUAACAACUUUCUCAACAACGGGUUAUGGUGAUAUACAUGGUAACAAUGCAAGCGAGAGGGCCUUCAUUCUCUUCUACAUGAUAUUUAAUCUUGGAUUGCUAGCUUAUAUAAUUGGUAAUAUGACCAACUUGGUGGUUCAUGCGACCAGUCGCACCGUUAACUAUAGAGAUACUAUCCAAACAGCCUCAGCAUUUGCUCAGAGGAACAAUCUUCCAGUGCGCUUGCAAGAACAGAUGGUAGCUCAUUUAUCUUUGAGGUACAGAACUGAUUCAGAAGGCCUACAGCAGAAAGAUAUUAUUGAUUCCCUCCCCAAGGCUAUCCGUUCCAGCAUAUCACAUUAUCUGUUCUACGAAAUUGUUGACAAGAUCUACUUGUUCCGUGGAAUAUCCAAUGAUCUUCUAUUCCAAUUGGUCACUGAGAUGAAGGCCGAGUAUUUUCCUCCUAAAGAAGAUGUGAUUUUGCGAAAUGAAGCACCAACUGACUUUUACAUAAUGGUCACAGGGGCUGUUGACAUCAUUGCACGUGUGAAUGGAGUGGAUCAGGUAGUUGGUGAAGCACGCACAGGUCAGGUUUUUGGUGAAGUAGGGGUCCUAUGUUACAGGCCACAGUUGUUCACAGUUCGUACCAAGCGAUUGAGUCAAUUGCUUCGCCUGAACCGUACAGCAUUCUUAAACCUUGUUCAAGCAAACGUUGGUGAUGGAGCAAUAAUCAUGAAUAAUCUUCUUCAGCAUCUGAAAGACUCAGAAGAUCCAGUGAUGAAAGACAUUUUGGCUGAUAUAGAACUCAUGUUGGCUCAAGGGAAAAUGGAUCUACCUCUUAGUUUAUGUUUCGCAGCAGACAGAGGAGACGAUUUACUGCUGCAUCAGUUACUGAAACGAGGCUCAAACCCAAAUGAAACAGAUACGAACGGCCGAACCGCGCUGCACAUAGCAGCAUCAAAAGGAAACCAAUAUUGUGUUGCAUUACUUCUCGAGAAAGGAGCAGAUCCUAACAUUAGAGAUUCAGAAGGUAAUGUACCAUUAUGGGAAGCAAUCAGUGGGAGACAUGAAGGAAUUGCUAAACUCUUGUCAGAAAAUGGCGCAACGCUAAGCCUUGACACAGUAGGGCAUUUCUCUUGCUUAGCUGUUGGACAAAACAGCUUAGAUACACUCAAAGACAUUCUAAAAUACGGUGGAGAUAUCUCACUCCCGGAUGUCAACGGAACCACAGCUUUGCACAGAGCAGUCUCAGAAGGAAACGUGGAGAUUGUGAAGUUCUUGUUAGAGCAAAGAGCUGACAUGGACAAGCCAGAUGUUUAUGGUUGGACGGCUCGUGGUCUUGCUGAGCAUCAAGGACAUGAAGAUAUCAAAGCUUUGUUUCAUAAUCAAAGACCAGUGGAGAAGAAUCAGAACGUUGUUUAUGGCACACCAGAGGUUAAAUCAUUGAUGAAACAUUGCAGCGAGCCUGUAAUGAUUUACCACCGUUCAAGGGAAGCAAUGCCGCCUCUGGACCGAGCUGUUUCUCAGAGAGGGAAGCCAAGUAAUUUCAAGAACUCGCUGUUUGGUAUCAUGUCGGCUGCCAACACUGGUGUAGAAGGUGGGUCAUCUAACAGAACUGCGGCAAUAAGUGAAGGAGCAGGUGUGGUUUAUCCGGCGAGGGUGACGAUCAGUGGUGAGGUUUCCUCCUCGGGUAAACUAGUAAAGCUACCGGAUUCUCUUGAAGAGUUAAUUGAAAUUGGUGAGAAGAAGCUGGGAUUCGUAGCCACAAAGAUUCUGAGUAGAGAAGGAGCCGAAAUCGACGACAUCAGUAUUAUAAGAGACGGUGAUUUUCUCCUUCUUCUGAAUGUUUCUUGAGAAACACGCAAGUUAAAGAGGAUUUGAUUUUAUACUUUUUAGCCAUUAUAAUCGGGAAUCAUAACAUAAACGCACAAAAGAACUAAAAGUAAAAGGAUAAGUAGAAAGAAUUCUCUCUGUCAUCCAGCUUUUUAUUUCUAACAAAACAAAAAGAAGUAACAAAAACUUCAUAUUUCAGCCCUAAAGGCAGAAAUGAGAGAA